Molecule: messenger RNA, 1516 nt
Organism: Oryza sativa Japonica Group (Japanese rice)
Lineage: Eukaryota; Viridiplantae; Streptophyta; Magnoliopsida; Poales; Poaceae
Product: abscisic acid receptor PYL12
Biological process (GO): abscisic acid-activated signaling pathway
Cellular component (GO): nucleus; cytoplasm
Molecular function (GO): abscisic acid binding; signaling receptor activity; protein phosphatase inhibitor activity
Source: RefSeq, a predicted model, not a curated record
AAGUCAAAACUCUAUCGUCCCCUGAUUACCCUCGUCAGUAACCCCUGAAGGAGCGCAUCAACUUGCUCAACUAACCACCACAGUAACGAAAGCAAGCACACCUAUUUAACAUGCAACCAUCCACCUCUUGCCUCACAAAUGACGCAUAUAAAAUCUCAGGGACGAGAACUUUCGUCGUUAAUCCUGACCCACCCCUGUCUGUCUCAUUCUUACUUUACAGAGGAAAAAGAAGGCAACGACGAGCGCUUGAUACAAUGCCGUACGCCGCCGUACGUCCUUCGCCACCGCCGCAGCUCAGCCGGCCGAUCGGCUCCGGAGCCGGCGGCGGUAAGGCGUGCCCGGCGGUGCCGUGCGAGGUGGCGCGGUACCACGAGCACGCGGUGGGCGCGGGGCAGUGCUUCUCCACCGUGGUGCAGGCGAUCGCGGCGCCGGCGGACGCGGUGUGGUCGGUGGUGCGGAGGUUCGACCGGCCGCAGGCGUACAAGAAGUUCAUCAAGAGCUGCCGCCUCGUGGACGGCGACGGCGGCGAGGUCGGGUCGGUGCGGGAGGUGCGCGUCGUGUCCGGGCUGCCGGCCACGAGCAGCCGCGAGCGGCUCGAGGUCCUGGACGACGACCGCCGCGUGCUCAGCUUCCGGAUCGUCGGCGGCGAGCACCGCCUCGCCAACUACCGCUCGGUGACCACCGUCCACGAGGCGGCGGCGCCGGCGAUGGCCGUGGUGGUCGAGUCGUACGUGGUGGACGUGCCGCCGGGGAACACCUGGGAGGAGACGCGCGUGUUCGUGGACACGAUCGUGCGCUGCAACCUCCAGUCGCUUGCGCGAACGGUCGAGCGGCUCGCGCCGGAAGCGCCGCGCGCCAACGGAUCGAUCGAUCAUGCAUGAUGCAUGCAUAUGCCUGCCUGGCGAGCCAGCCGCCGGCCGGGCUCUUUAUUUUUCAUACUUAUCUAUGUAGGGUAAUUAAUUAGAUAGUGCUAGCUUAAUUAGUUUUGAUUUAGACUGGUUUAAUUUCUUGUUUUGACAAAUUAAGUACGGUGUAAUGUGUACCGUACGUCAAGAUUAACCUGCUCAUAAUCAUGUUCAUUUUUUUUUCACUGAGAUUUCGAGACGACUAGCUAGCCAGCUGCCACAGGCUGAGCAAUUUAUAUAUACUGUCGUAUUGCAAAGUAAGAAGCUAGCUUUAUUUGUCUUCGGAGUAUUUUCAUCGAAAUGAUUCUGAUCAGUACGUACAUAAGUACAUUCUAUGGGUGACACAAUUAUUUAUGUUUGAUCUUUGACGCAUCUAUUAAAUUUGUACCUAAAUUCGUCUAAUUAAUGACAAUAAUUGACAAUUAGGAUAGUUUAUGGUGUAUCAUCAUCGUUGAUGGUUUGAGUUAUAUAUAGGGAGUAUAGUAUAAAUCUUGUGUGAUACUCCCUCCGUCUCAGGUUGUACGAUGUUUUAACUUUGGUCAAAGUCAAACUGCUUCAAGUUUGACUAAGUUUAUAGACAAAUAUAAUAAUAUUUACAUUACCAAAUUAGU